AUGCAAGCAAUCAACUUGUCUGAUCUCCCCCCAGACGCGCGCAUUGAGAAUGAGCGAUCGAUAGAAGAGAGGUGGGCGGAGACGGCUGCGAAGUAUGCCGAGAUAAUAGAAAAGCUUCUAGUUUCUGCAGGCCGCAAAUCAAUAGAUCACCUUCACCGGAUGCGCUUUACUCCCAUGGAUAAUGAGAUGUACCGGAUCUUCAGAACAGCAUUUCCUGAGCUGAAUGUUAAGUGCAUUGAUGUGGCCAGUCUGAAGUCUGCAGAAGAAAAGGCGAAGUGGUAUUUGAUAUUGGAGAGCUGGAAGGAUUCUCUCAAGGAUUACAAUACGGGAACACUUUUAAGAAUUGACUGCGCCGCCCCCCUUUCCCCAGAGAAUUCCUGCAUCGUUCCUCGCAGUCAGUUCUAUUGCAUAGAGAUUGCGCGCUGCCGUGAGGGUCUAAAUGAUGAGUUCGUCCAGUCAGUUAUCGAUGGAAGGCAGACCACUGCGAAGCUCGAUUCACAUGCAUGA
Messenger RNA from Giardia duodenalis, 507 nucleotides. RefSeq names its product Polysaccharide biosynthesis family protein. Bases 1 to 507 code for a protein of 168 amino acids. The transcript has a single exon. Lineage: Eukaryota; Fornicata; Diplomonadida; Hexamitidae. Gene Ontology annotation, cellular component: cytoplasm. The record is from RefSeq and is a predicted model, not a curated record.